Messenger RNA from Colletotrichum higginsianum IMI 349063, 1200 nucleotides. Its product is annotated as Glycosyltransferase family 2. The transcript is spliced from 3 exons. NCBI's taxonomy places the organism in Eukaryota, Fungi, Ascomycota, Sordariomycetes, Glomerellales, Glomerellaceae. The record is from RefSeq and is a predicted model, not a curated record. Gene Ontology annotation, cellular component: endoplasmic reticulum membrane. The coding region runs from base 1 to 1200 and encodes 399 amino acids.
AUGGAACAGAUCACACGGGCAUCGUGGCCUACACUUGUCGUCGCGCUGCUCAGUCUUGCCGCCAUUGGUCUUCUCACGAUCUUUGUCACCCUCCACCUCAUCGCCCCGAAGCCCCGCGCCGUCCUCCCCUCCGAGAAGGUCUACCUCACCUCUUCCGCCUCCGGAAACCCGAUCAAGAUCUCCGCGCCUUGUUGGUUCGACCGUUGGUUCGCCGAGCGCAGCGUCUCCGAAGCUCGCGCACACCUGACCGACCCUCGCGACAUUCCCGACUCGGGUGCGACCAUCGACCCCGCCGACGUGCGCCUCACCGUCGUACUCCCUGCCUACAAUGAAGAAACUCGCAUCCUGCCCACCCUCGAGGAGGCGGUCGCCUAUCUCGAUGAGAACUUUGGCCGGCCCUCAUCGCCGUCCAAACCCCUCCUCAGUCCUACCGCGCCGCGUCGCCGUGCCAAGAACCCGCCUUCCGAGUCCCUGAGCGGCUACGAGAUCCUGGUUGUCGACGACGGCUCCCGAGACCGCACCGUCGAUGUCUGCCUCGAAUUUGCGCAGAAGAGGGGCCUCCACGAUGUCAUCCGCAUCGUCAAGCUUGAGCGUAACCGUGGGAAGGGCGGCGCCGUUACCCACGGCUUCCGCCACGCCCGCGGCGAAUAUGUGCUAUUUGCCGACGCCGAUGGCGCGACCAAGUUCAGCGACCUGGGCCGUCUGAUCCAGGGCUGCGAGGAUGUCGUGGAUGGUUCUCACCGCGGUGUUGCUAUCGGCAGCCGCGCCCACCUCGUCGGCAGCGAGGCCGUUGUCAAGCGAUCUGCUCUCCGUAAUUUCCUCAUGCGCUCUUUCCACCUCGUCCUCAUGAUUCUCACUCCACCCGCCACAUCUCGCCUCCGUGACACCCAGUGCGGCUUCAAGCUCUUCACGCGCGCCGCCCUCCCGCACAUCAUUCCCUACAUGCACGCCGAGGGCUGGAUCUUUGACAUAGAGAUGCUCCUCCUCGCCGAGUCGGCCCCGCCCGCACCCGUCUUCGGGGACGACGGCAGUGUUAUUGGCACCAGCCCCGGAAUCCGCGUCGCCGAGGUGCCCGUCGACUGGCACGAGGUUCCCGGUAGCAAGCUCAGCGUUAUCUCGGACAGCAUCAAGAUGGCCAUCGGCCUGGCGGUGCUCAGGGGUAGCUGGAUGAUGGGCGUCUAUCGUCGAAGGCUCACAUAG